This is a messenger RNA of Bursaphelenchus okinawaensis, 1109 nucleotides long. The record is from the annotation of a GenBank genome assembly. Lineage: Eukaryota; Metazoa; Nematoda; Chromadorea; Rhabditida; Aphelenchoididae.
AUGAGUUUCAUAUUUGUUUUCUUAUUGUUUUAUCUUGCUAAUGCGGACUUCGAUCUAUUGAACGACGUUGGGCUACAGAGGGUGAGGCGGUACGGUGAGUAUUGAAGUACAAAAACAACUGUUUUUUAGUCUGAUUUGAAAAGAGUGUUGUCAGUAAUAUCCACGUUUCAUUAAUUUUUUUAAAAUUUUUCAGUGUUGGCUAGAAAAAAGUGGGAUUACGACGUGUUGACGUGGAAAUUAAAUUCCGACAACAUAGCAGAAAGCGACAAAUUUAUCAUAAGGUAAUAUUAACGAGAGCUUAUAAAAAUACGAUUGGUUUUCCUUUAAUCAUUUUUUUUUAAUUUCAAAUUACGAACAAACAAAAAGUUAACACGAUCGUAGAAGAUUACGUAUUUUACAAAAAACUAAAUUUUUUAAAAAUUGUAAAAUAAAAAGUUUACAGGAUGACAUUACACCGUGCUUUCUCGACGUGGUCAUCUGUAUCUUCGUUAAAAUUUCUAGAAAUCUCAUCUGACCAAAGUGCUGUCGCCGAUCUUAGUAUUUCAUUUUUAAGAGGACGGCACGGCGACGAACUGCCUUUUGAUGGUCCUGGUACGUUAAGAAAUUGAAGCAACUAUUAGUAACUACACCUGCUCAAAUUUAGAUCUGGAUUUUAUUUGUUAUAUUAAACAUCUCUUAAUUUUUAAUGUUGUUUUUAGACGGAAUAGUAGCCCAUGCCUUUUACCCAACCGUUGGUGUGCUACACUUCGAUGCUGACGAAAAAUGGACGUUAAACCGAGACGAUGGUAUCAACUUGUACCAAGUAAGCAAAAAACAACAACUUUUUACACUGCUUCAUCAAAACUUUAAAAAUGGAACUACCAGUGCUGUAACUUUAACCUACUGUGUAAUUUCAGACAGCCCUACACGAAAUUGGCCAUCUUCUUGGCCUCGAGCACUCCACUGACUCUCGAGCAGUCAUGUUCCCCAAGAACCGACCGUUCGACCCUUCAUUCGACCUAGGCGACGAUGAUGUAAGAGGAAUCAGAAGACUGUACGCUCCACCAAAUCGACCAAUCUUGGAACCGCGAGUAUUUUCCAAAGUCACUCAAGAUCUCAAAAAGUCAUGA